AUGAGUGAUAGAAGAAGACUUUUAGGUUCGGUAAAUACAAUUAUACCGAAUGUGGAUGGAACUGCACAGCCUGCGAAGAUUGAGUCUAAGACAGAGCCUAGAAUCGAUGGCUUAAGACCAUUCUUUUUGAAGACAGGAAUCAUUGAAAAUGCCAAUGGAUCGUCAUAUCUAGAAGUGGGCAAUAACAUAAUCGAAGUGCUGGUAUAUGGUCCACGUCCAAUCAGAGGCUCUUUCAUCGAUAGAGCCUCUUUCUCUGUAGAGUGUAAAUUUUUGCCAUUCAUCUCCCAGCCCAACGAGCAUUUGUACAACAAUACCAGCAUUAGUGCCAGCUCUGCUGCAAACACCACCAACCAGACCAACGUCAACGUCAACGGCCGUACCGGCUUGACCAGCAUUGAACACAAGAUCUCGUCGUAUAUUGAGACGUCUUUGUUGCCUUCUAUAGUGUUAGAAAAGUAUCCCAAGUCCACCAUUGACGUCUUUGUCACUAUAAUUUCAACAGACUCUUCACUAGGAGGGUCAUAUCUGGACACAAAGAUGCUCAGUCUUGUCAACUGGGUGUUGAACGCUUCUUCGGUGGCUUUGGUCGACUCGGGAAUCGAAGUAAAGGACGUUGUAACAAGUGGAGUAGCUCAUUUGCAGAACGAUGUUCUCGUUCUUGACCCUACUGAAAUUCAAGAGAAGGACGAAGGGUCUGUUUCCUGUGUAGCCAGUUUCAUGAACUUACGAAACGACGAAAUAGUAGGGAUUUGGAUAGAAGGUGACCAGACAAACUUGGAGAAUUCGCAGGUGGACCAUUUACUCGAUGGCUGUAACGAUAUGUCCAAGAAGGUAAGAGCCAAUAUCAAUUCCUAUUUCACCACUUCUUAA
Scheffersomyces stipitis CBS 6054 is the source of this 870-nucleotide messenger RNA. It is a transcript of the gene MTR3, whose product is annotated as exosome non-catalytic core subunit. Lineage: Eukaryota; Fungi; Ascomycota; Pichiomycetes; Serinales; Debaryomycetaceae. The transcript has 2 exons. The record is from RefSeq and is a predicted model, not a curated record. Gene Ontology annotation, biological process: rRNA catabolic process; nuclear mRNA surveillance; U4 snRNA 3'-end processing. Gene Ontology annotation, cellular component: nuclear exosome (RNase complex); cytoplasmic exosome (RNase complex); nucleolus. Bases 1 to 870 code for a protein of 289 amino acids.